Messenger RNA from Cucurbita maxima (winter squash), 4196 nucleotides. RefSeq lists its product as uncharacterized. The coding region runs from base 493 to 4029 and encodes 1178 amino acids. Gene Ontology annotation, molecular function: ATP binding; protein binding; protein kinase activity. Gene Ontology annotation, biological process: signal transduction; protein phosphorylation. The transcript is spliced from 9 exons. The record is from RefSeq and is a predicted model, not a curated record. Gene Ontology annotation, cellular component: cytoplasm. NCBI's taxonomy places the organism in Eukaryota, Viridiplantae, Streptophyta, Magnoliopsida, Cucurbitales, Cucurbitaceae.
UGAAGAAUAUUUUAUUCUCAACUUCGCUAAUUCUAAAGAAAGGGAAAUUUCGAGUUAUACAGUCUGAAGAUUGAGCUUCUGUUUCUAAAAUCAUCGAACGAAAAAGGAAGUGAAAUCUGUUGAAGAAAACUGAAGGAAAAGGUUUUUUAAUUUCGUUUUUCGUAUUUGUAUUUGUUUUUAAUUGUCUUGAAUCGAAGGUUAAGUGUUGGAAAGAGUGAAUGAACUAAGGGAAAGUGGAAGAAAUUUAGUUUGUCGAGCUUCUCGUGGAGGCAGUACAAUUGUUUAGUACUCAAACCUUCUCGGGAGGUUUGAGACAUGGUGUUUCUUUCGUGGAUUGCUCUGCAAAUUCAUCAGAGCUAGCAAUCUGAUUUUCAAGCAACUUUUCCCUGUUGGUUUCUCACUGGUGGAGCUCGUUCAAGUUUGGCCGAGUUAAAUAUAAAGUUAUCAAGACAUGAUGAUAUGGAAUAGUCAAGAAAUGACCAGUUCCAGUGCAUGUCCAUGCAAUAUGGAUUUGGGGCAUUCCAGCCUGCAUCUAAAUCAUUCGUAGGGGACCUUGUGAGCAUUGUUAACAUGCAAGGUGCUGGAAGAACCGUGGACCUUAGGAUGUCAGAAGUUAAGCCUGUCCUUAAUUACUCCAUACAGACAGGUGAGGAGUUUGCUUUUGAGUUCAUGCGUGACCGAGCAAAUUCCCAGAAACUACUCACAUCAGACCCGGUUGGUGACCCUAGUUGUGCAUCAGGUUAUAUGGAUUUAAAAGGAAUUUUAGGCCUUAGUCAUACUGGGUCUGAAUGUGGAUCAGAUAUUUCAAUGAUUAAUUCAAUGGAAAAGGGAUCAAAUGAUUUUGAGCGAAGAAACUCUAUACAUGGAGACAAAAAUAGGCAUGGACCAGCUCAUCAAAAAUCACGCGAGCCAACAGGAUUUCAUAGUGGUCGCGGAGUUGCUCUUGGCUACACUUCCUCAGGAACCUCUGAUAGCUCAUCAGCAAAAAUGAAAGUCCUCUGCAGUUUUGGUGGGAAAAUUUUGCCUCGUCCAAGUGAUAGUAAGCUGAGAUAUGUUGGGGGAGAAACACGCAUCAUUCGGAUAAAAAAGGACAUCUCUUGGCAGGAGCUUAUGCAGAAAACAUCAUCAAUCUAUAAUGAAACGUAUGCAAUUAAAUAUCAGCUUCCUGGUGAGGACCUUGAUGCUUUGGUUUCAGUUUCUUGUGAUGAAGAUCUCCAGAAUAUGAUUGAGGAGUGUAGUGAAUUCAAAGAUGAAAAAGGAUCCAAAAAACUUAGAAUUUUUCUGUUUUCAAUGAGUGAUUUGGAUGAAGGGAAGUUUUCUAUGGGUAAUGUGGAUAAUGACUCUGAGAUCCAGUAUGUUGUUGCAGUCAAUGGCCUGGACGGUGCUUCAAGAAAAAACUCAAACCUGCAUGGCGUAGCAAGUUUUUCUGCCAAGAACCCAGAUGAGGUAGAUGGACGGAGCAUUAAAAGGGGUACAGUUCUUGAGGACUUGGUUGGUGUCAAUGCAUUGGCCUUAGCUGGUAACAAUGCCUCAUCAUCCUUGCAGUCCUCACAACCUGUUCGGGCUAAUGCCUCUAGUGCUUAUGAAACCUUUGUACAGUCUUGUCAUGAACAUAUGAUGAAUCAUGAACCUAUGGAAAUUCACCAAGGUCAUGAACUUGUAAAUCAGCAGGGAGUUUCUCAUGAGCCUCAAGGACAAUAUCCAGAGAUAUCAUCAACACUGUUGAAGGGUAAGUUAAAUGAUUCAUAUGAGAAAGAGAUUCAUCCUGAGAGUGGCUGCUUCUCAAAUCCCUCUCAUUUGUUUGAUGGCAAUUCAAUUUCUAAUAAUACUUCCAAUAAAAAAUCAGCUCCAGAGCUCCAGGGUUCUGAAGGAUUUUAUUCAAUGUCUGUUUCUGGAAAUCCUAUAGUUUGUGGAUCGAGUGAUAUGGAUAAUAUGAUUCAUAACUUGCCAUCAAAUGCAUAUACUCAUGGUUAUAUGGACAGUGAAUCAAAGAUAGUUGAUUGGAGUGUCCUUGAGCCUCCAGCUGCUGCACAAAGAGUGUAUUAUUCUGAGAGAAUUCCUAGGGGGCAGGAGGAGUUACUGAAUCGGUCAUCAAAGUCUGAUGAUACACAUGGGUCCCAAUUUCUAAUCUCUCUCUCACAGACUGAUCAGGACCAGAUUCCAGAAUCCAUUGUCAAAUUGCAAGAUAGUAGUAAUUGCCAAGCUGAAAAUUCCAUUCCCAUGGAAAAACCAUCACAUGCUGCCUCUAAAGUCAGGAAUGAUGAGCUUCCUCAACUUCAAGAUGGCAGAAAUAUUAAUGAGGCAGUUAGUGGAAGAAAUUGGAAUAUUUCACAUGAUGGUGACGAUGAUUUGAAGUUACAGAACAACUUUGAUGUUACACGUGAUUCAAAAGUAGAUGGGAUUGUUAAGGCUGGCAAGGAGCUUAAUUUCCCUGUGAAUAGCAAUGAGAAACUUGCAGGUCAAGUAUCUUCUGUACACGAGGAUUCUGCAUUGGGUCCUUUACAGCUCAACUUGGGUGAGGUUGUUGGAAUGGAAUGUACAGACUAUAAAAGUCUUCAGCAAGCUCAGUUAGCUUAUAAGGAAGGAAGUUUAAUUAACAAUGUUUCUGAAAAAGCAUCCGGAGGCAUUGUUUCCAAACCAGUGCAAGGAGACAUUGUUAUAGACAUUGAAGAACGAUUUUCUCGUGAUUUCUUAUCUGAUAUAUUCUCCAAAGCAAUACCUUCUGAGGAUUCAUUAGAUAUUAGCAGCCAACUGCAAGAUGGAACUGGGUCAUGUUUCCAUAAUUUGGCACAAGAAAAGUUUGUUCAGAAUGAUGUUUCUCUUAUUGACCAAGAUCACAUUGGUUUUCCAUCUGCUCCUAAGAUUGUUGGAGAUGACUUUACACCUUUAACAACUAUAAUUCAUGAAGAUUCCCAUCUCGAUUUUGGUGAUGACCAGAAAGUGUUACAUAGGAUAGAUGGAAAUGACACCACUGAUUUUCUUUCACAUUAUGAUCAUUCCCAACUGAAUGGCAUUGAUAGUUCGCAGUUUGAUGCUAUGAUGGAAAACCUAAAGACAUUAGAGCAUGGGCGUGAGGGUGUUAAGGUAGGACACAAGGACAGUGGCUUACCUCCUCACGAUCCUUCUUUGGGAAAUUUUGAUCUUAAUACGUUACAGAUCAUAAUGAACGAUGAUCUUGAAGAGUUGAAGGAAUUGGGUUCGGGUACUUUCGGCACUGUCUAUCAUGGAAUGUGGAGGGGAACUGAUGUUGCUAUUAAGAGAAUAAAGAAAACCUGCUUUAUGGGUCGAUCAUCAGAGCUGGAGAGAUUGACUGUAGAGUUCUGGAGGGAAGCCGAUAUUCUUUCAAAACUUCACCAUCCCAACGUGGUUGCAUUUUAUGGUGUUGUGCAAGAUGGGCCUGGUGGAACAUUAGCUACUGUGACAGAGUACAUGGUUGAUGGGUCCCUGCGACAUGUUUUGCUCUCCAAGGAUAAGCAUCUUGAUCGACGUAAGAGGCUAAUUAUUGCUAUGGACGCAGCAUUUGGAAUGGAAUAUUUACACUCAAAAAAUAUUGUCCAUUUUGAUUUGAAAUGUGAUAAUUUGCUGGUGAACUUAAAAGAUUCUCAAAGACCAAUUUGCAAGGUAGCUGAUUUUGGCCUGUCAAAGAUCAAGCGAAAUACCUUGGUGUCUGGCGGUGUAAGAGGAACCCUACCAUGGAUGGCACCCGAGCUACUAAAUGGUAGCAGCAAUAAGGUCUCUGAGAAGGUUGAUGUAUUCUCUUUUGGUAUCGUCUUAUGGGAAAUUCUCACAGGAGAGGAACCAUAUGCCAACAUGCAUUACGGGGCUAUCAUAGGGGGUAUUGUGAACAGCACAUUGAGACCAACCAUUCCAAGUUACUGCGAUCCUGAGUGGAGAAGGUUGAUGGAAAAUUGCUGGGCGCCAAAUCCUGCAGAUAGGCCAUCCUUCACAGAAGUUGCAGGGCGGCUGCGUGUUAUGUCAACAGCUGCUAGCCAAGCAAAAGCACAAGGUCCCAAAAUACCAAGGUCAUAAUGUUUCAAAUGGAUUGUUUAGUUGUCAACAUGGUUUCUUAUAUAUUUGUUCAUUCUAUUCUACAGUCUUGGAGAUUUGUGUGUAUUUUUGUCAAUAGAAGGUAGAUAAGUGUUUUGGUGUGAAAUAUACUAUUGAAGAUUGAAUAUAAUUCUUUAUUAUAUUAUAGU